UGCCUGCCAAAAGAGACCGAGGAUCCGCCGCGGUGAUGACAGAGCCUCAGCGUCCCCUACCGCCUCAUUUACAUCAUCCUUCGGUCCAUGGCCUGUCUCGGAUCACCACCAGCCUGUUUAUCAGUAAUGGUACGGCUGCCAACAACAGGCUGUUGCUGACCAGCAACAACAUCACCACAGUCAUCAACGCGUCGGUGGAAGUGGUAAACACCUUCUUCGGAAACAUCCAGUAUGUGCGCGUCCCUGUGACCGACACACCCAGUGCAAGGCUCUUCGACUUCUUUGACCCCAUAGCUGACCACAUCCACGGCGUGGAGAUGAGACAUGGCUGCACGUUGCUGCACUGCGUCGCUGGAGUGAGCCGCUCCGCCGCCCUCUGUCUGGCCUACCUCAUGAAGUACCACGGCAUGUCGCUGCAAGAUGCUCACGCCUGGACCAAGUCAUGCCGACCCAUCAUCCGGCCCAACAACGGCUUCUGGGAACAACUGAUCCAAUAUGAGUUCAAGCUGUUUAGUAACAACAGCGUACAGAUGAUCAACUCGUCGAUGGGUAUGAUCCCUGAUGUCUACGAGAAGGAGGCCUUUUUGAUGAUGUGA
Messenger RNA from Loxodonta africana (African savanna elephant), 596 nucleotides. RefSeq names its product dual specificity phosphatase 21 (gene DUSP21). The record is from RefSeq and is a predicted model, not a curated record. Lineage: Eukaryota; Metazoa; Chordata; Mammalia; Proboscidea; Elephantidae. Gene Ontology annotation, molecular function: MAP kinase tyrosine/serine/threonine phosphatase activity; protein tyrosine phosphatase activity. The transcript has a single exon. The coding region runs from base 36 to 596 and encodes 186 amino acids. Gene Ontology annotation, biological process: peptidyl-tyrosine dephosphorylation. Gene Ontology annotation, cellular component: cytoplasm.